Anopheles aquasalis is the source of this 1700-nucleotide messenger RNA. RefSeq lists its product as uncharacterized. Lineage: Eukaryota; Metazoa; Arthropoda; Insecta; Diptera; Culicidae. The record is from RefSeq and is a predicted model, not a curated record.
CAGGGUAAGUAUUGAAAAUAAUUAUAAUGCAUCAAUUUCGUUUUAUUUUUUAUUCAUCUGCUAUGAUUUUCAGUUUUGUAUGACCAAGUGUGAUCCAAGCAGGGGCUUUUCAAUCUACGAUGAAACGUUCCACACUAGCCUCGAAGCAUUCGUUUGCAGAUGUAACCAAGCAGUAAAUCAUAUCCCGAAACUGGAAGUUAUUGGUAAGUACUGAGUAAUCAUAUUAUAAAUAAAUCCUCUUACGUUACUUACGUUUUGUGAAAACCAAUUCCGUGUAUUUAGAGGUAGAUAAAGAAUCAGUUCUUGAAACUAAAGAGUAGUCGGGCUCGGCUACCAUGCAAUAUUACUUCAGAUAAGUUUGCUUCAGUUCAGUUUGCUAGUUCUUAUCGGAUAAUUGCUGUCAUGGCAACGCACGAAUACAUGAGAGGCAAAUAAUGCAUGUCUUAAUAAUGCUUUAAAUUCUCUAAUCUAUUUCAAAAGGUUUACCGAAGCCCUCCAUUACUAGCGAUACGAAAGGUAUCGUACCAUUGGGCAAGCGUAUUAGACUGGUCUGCAGUAUUACUCUUGCUCCGAACAAGAAGAUAGAAAUGACGUGGAAAACCCUUCCAAACUAUCAGCCCGCUGACAAGAAUGAAAGAAUCCAUGUCGGACAAAUGAUUGUCGUGCCGCAUCCGGAAUUGUAUAAUCGAGAUCUUGCAACACGAGAGCUCACCAUCGAAAAUGCUACCUUGGAGGACAAGAGAACCUAUCGGUGUGAAGUGUCUGAUGGGCAGUACAACGUAAAUUAUCACAGCUACAGAGUAAAUGUUCGAGAAACAUCAGAUGACUAUGUGAUACUGAGUGGUAUGAGUCAUAAGGCAGUUAUCAAUCGAAAGCGAAACUCCAACGGAGAAUAUAAACCAAUUGAUAUUUUUGUUAAAUAUCGAUCGUAUCCGACGAACAUAACAUAUUCAUGGACAAGAGACGAUGUAAUGCUGAUAGAUGGCAUUUUGGGCAAAUAUCAAAUGGAACAUACUGAAAAUUAUGUGAGGUUAACCAUAAACGAUCCAACUGUAAAUGAUACGGGUGUGUACACGACUGUGGUAAACGCAGGCUCAGGAACUAAUCAAUUCAGCGUACAAGUUUAUGUGCAUGGUGAGUGAUGCUACUAAAAUUAUUGCAAGAAACGGUAAUCUUAUCUAACCCCUUUUCUAUAGCUAAACCUUCUGUUCACAUGGAAAGUAAGCGUGUAAUCCUGGGAGAGGAAGUUAACUUUACAUGUAAUGUCGUCGGCUAUCCAUUGCCAGAGAUCAGAUUCUGGUUUCAACCUUGUCUGGAAGUCCCUUGGCAAAACUGUUCCAAUAAUAAAAACACUCGCAUAGAAAUGAAUGUAAGUUUGCUAAAUUUUAAGAUGUUCAUAUCUUAUGCCUACCUUAGUAGCGGCACACAAAUUAAAUUUAACAAAUAAAUUGAUUUUAUUUACAGGCAACAUCUAUCACCAGCAAAUUGAGCUCUUCGGCCAAGGCAAUUAUAUCAAUGACCGCUAAGCACCCAGGAAUCGUGUAUUGCACGGCAUCUAAUUCUGAGGGAAACAAAACGUCUCAGGCAUAUCUACUGGUGAGAAGCAUGACUACGGAAAUCAAGCUAGAACAGAUACAAACAAGAGGUUUGAUCACUGUCGGAGAUAAUGUGACAUUCUUAUGCUCUGCCAUAGAUUUUGG